GCAGAGGGUUAUAAAUACUGCCCACAGCGCCAGCCAUCAGACAUCACCAAGGGCGCAAGGAAGAAAGGAGUGAAGAGGAGAGAAGAGGAGUGGAGAGGAGAGGAGAGGAGAGGAGCAGAGCCGGGCCUCCCGGCAUCCUCCUGACAGGCCUCCUUGCCUUACGAUUCUGGAACCAAAAAACCAAGCAAAAUGAAGUCCCUGUUGCUGCUUUUGCUUCUUGGGCUUUCACUAAGCUGGAAGAAGGGACAGGCACUGAUUACUCCCAAUGACCUCCAGGACAUGUCUGCCCAGGGGAAUAGAUACAUAGGCAAUGAAUAUGAAAAUGCUCUCAAUGGGGUAAAACAGAUGAAAAAUCUAAUGGACAAGACAGGAAAGGAUCGCAGAAUGCUGCUCACCAACCUAGAAGAAGCCAAGAAGCAGAAGGAGGAAGCCAUCCAAGAGGCCAAAACCCUAGAGAAGCUGAUGGUUGAGAAACCAGAAGUGUGCAACGAUACCAUGAUGACCCUGUGGGACGAAUGUAAACCCUGCCUGAAACAAACCUGCAUGAAAUUCUACACCAAGGUGUGCAGGAGUGGCUCAGGCAUGGUAGGCCGCCAGUUAGAGGAGCUCCUGAACCAGUCUUCUCCUUUCUCCAUCUGGCUCAAUGGGGACCGAAUGGACACUCUGCUGAAAAAUGAUCAGGAACAAAAACGCAGGCUGAUGAACCUGGAAGAGAAUUACAACGUGGUCCAGCACAACAUGGAUGAAUUAUUCCUCCGCAGCCUCUUGUACCCAGAGAGCAUGCACCCUUUCAUCAUCCGCCCCUUCGGAGGAUUAUUCAGCGACUCUCCGAGGCCUCCAUUCAGACCUACAUUUUUCUCAAAGCAGAGGGUGGUCCGCGAAAUUCCACCUUUCUUCUCCCAACAUCCAGCAGGUUUCCAACACCUGUUCCAGCCUUUCCUUGAAAUGUCCCAGAAGAUUAUGGAGAGUGCCCAGAGGGCUAUGGAAAAGGAAAGAGAAUGGAAUCUCAACACCUAUCACUCUCCAGAAAAUGACACCAAUGAACGCAUGGUAUGCCGAGAAAUCCGUCGUAACUCAGCAGGAUGCUUGAAGAUGAAGGAUCAAUGUGAGAAGUGCCGGGAGAUUGUGUCAGUAGACUGCUCUGAGACAGAUUCAAACCACACGCAUCUGAGGGAAAAGUUCGAGGAUGCCCUUCGCGUAGCAGAAAAGUUCACCAAGCAGUACAACGACCUCCUUCAGUCGUACCAGGCGAAGAUGCUGGAUACCUCCACCCUCCUGGACCAACUGAACCAGCAGUUUGGGUGGGUGUCCCGGCUGGCCAACGCCACCAAGAUCAAGAACGGCGAAUAUCUCCAGGUCUCCACGGUGUUCUCUAGGUCUCCAGACCCAAAGGACCCAUCCAAACCCUCUGACACAGAAGUGGUCGUGCAGCUCUUCGACUCUGAACCAAUCACGCUGACUGUGCCUGCGGAGAUCUCCUGGGAUGACCCCAAGUUCAUGGAGAUCGUAUCGGAAGAAGCUCUUAAACAAUACAAAAAGAAAGAUAUGGAAAAUCAAAUCGUGUGAAGGGGGCUUUCCCUACCUUUUGGCUGACUGAAUCCAGAUCCCGCAGCUUCUCCAAAAGGUUCCUGCAUGCUAUCUAGACACCAACUUCAGGUGGGGGGAUCAAGGGGACCUUGAUCUGGUAUAAGCCCCUUCCACACCCUACAUCUGCCUGCACUUCCAGAUUUCACACUGUUAACGCCUGUACUUUGCUGCUGUAGGGAGAUACCUCCCUCUCUGAACAACUAACUCAAUAAACUAAAAACUUGACACUGA
Molecule: messenger RNA, 1818 nt
Organism: Gracilinanus agilis (Agile Gracile Mouse Opossum)
Lineage: Eukaryota; Metazoa; Chordata; Mammalia; Didelphimorphia; Didelphidae
Gene: CLU
Product: clusterin
Exons: 9
Coding region: 190-1566 (458 amino acids)
Source: RefSeq, a predicted model, not a curated record